CAACAAUAUAAUAAUUAAAAAAAAAUAAAAAAAAAACUAUUAAAUGAAAAAAAAUUUAAAGUUAUAAAUAAAAUGUCCUGAUAUUUUCCUUGUGAACAAAAAAAAAUUAUUUUAUUUUUUAACUUCUUCCUCUUCAAUAAAUACUAUACAAAAGUAUUAAACCACAAGACGAUUUUAAAAUUAAAUAAAAUGUAGUUAAAAAAUAUGAAAAAGAAAUUUUAUUUAAAGUUUCGCACAAAGAAAAUCAAUACGAAUACACGUAUAAAAAUUGUACAUAUAUAAAAUAAAAUUUAAAAAAAUCUGGAUAGUGAAUUGUAAAUAAAUAUUUAAAAUAUAAAAUAAUUAUUUUUUGAGUGCCAAGAUAAUUACUUUACAAAAAAAAAAAAAGAAAAUUUUAAUUUAAUAAAAACAGAAUAAACGGCGCAUUUAAAUAAGAAAACCAAAUUUAUUUAUAUAAAAUUUUAUUAUGUUAACAGAUACUAGAAAUGGGCAAGAGUAUAUAAAAGGAUAAAUACAACCGAAUCUAAAUAAAAUUGAAAACGCACUUACCAUAUAUUCAAAAAAGGAAAACGAAAUUACAUUCAAAAUUCUAAAGAAAAUCUAAAUAUUUUUUUUUAAAUUAUUCAAUAAAAAUAAAAGAAGGGAAAAAAUGGGAAACGUAUGCAGCUCUGGUCAAAAGAAAAAGGAUGGCGAUAAUACAUCUGAAAAAUCUGAAGAGUCACCUUCAUAUCAAUUGGCUGAAAAAAAUAAGGAUAACACAAAACAAUCAAAUAUACAAAAAGGAGCUCCAUUAGCAGAUCCAGAACAAAUUUCUGAUUUAUCAACAGCAGGGCAAAAUUUAUUACAAGCAGGAAAUCAAUCAACUACAAUUCAUUCCCCAACAAAUGGCAACAUUGGUAAUAAAGGAUCUUCAAAUCAACAUGACUCCGUAACUAGCACACCACAAACUCUCGAUGCACCAUGUGAUAUACCACAACCAGCAUUUGUUAAUAAUCUUCCACCAAAUUUAAUUACAUUGCAAGGUAAACCAGUAAAUAGUCGACGAACAGAAAGAGACAGAAAAAUUGUUUUAUAUUUAUUAUCUGCUGAUAAUGAACACAAAAAAGAAAAAUCAAUAUUACACAGCAUAUAUCCUAGUUUACAACAACGUGCCUCAUAUCGAGGAUUUGAAGUUUUGAUAUCGAAUGCACAUGGAAAUAUUGAGACUGAUAGCAAUUAUAAUAAUAGUACAGCUAAUGGCAGCAAUAAUAGUUCAAACGAUAAUAUGGAUGAAGAGAAGAAAUUAGCAAAAAUUUUAGAUAUAGAUAAAUGGACAGAUAGACCACAUGAAGCACAAGGUGGACAUGAAGAAGCUGCCAAUUGUUUAGCUGAAAUAUCACGUCAUUCAAAUUUCUCAUAUAUUAUACCCGUAUUAUUUUUGGGUACAUCGCUUGGUACACCGCUAUUACCAUUAACAAUUGAAAGUUCAGAUUUUACAAGCGCAUUAAAUACAGCGGAUACAACUAAAAAGAAAUCAUUAUUAGAGAAAUACUAUAAAUUAGAUAGUACAGCACAACCACCAUGUUAUCGUUUAAAUUCAACAUUUGCUCAAUCACAAUUAUCAGAUUUAGAUGCAACCAAUUCUGAAUUAAAUGAUUUAUUAACAGCUCUUAUUGAAAUUUUUUCAAAAGAAUUAAGAGACUCAUAUUUAACGACGGUUGUUGAAUUAGAAAUUAACAAUACGGUAUUGAUUAGUCAAGAAUUAUCAAAACGUUGUGUUUGGGUACAGACUGGUAGUCAACCACCUAAAUUGUCAGACAAUCCAACAUUAUUAGAAGUUGAAAUGAAUCGACGUUUAAUAUCAAUUCAUAGCGACCUUAAAAAUCAAUUAUCAGAAAAGAAUUUAAUACGGAUACCACCAACAAUACAAGUUCAAGAAGAUCAAUUAGCUGCAAUAAUGGAAUCUUUAAUAAAUACUGUAAUUGAUGCCAUUGUUGAGGAGCAUGCUCAUAAAUUUUCAAUACCAACAUGCACGUUUGGUGUUGAUAAAAGGCUGUUAAGUGAAAUUGAAAUGGUUAGUCAAUAUUCAAAAGUUUUAGGACAGAAUUGUGCAAAUUUUGCUAUAAUGGACAAAGUAAAAAGUUACUUAAGUGGAUCAACAGCAGCUCCGUUAAUUAUUUAUGGUACCGAAGGAUGUGGAAAAAGCGUAUUAGCUGCUAAAAUUAUGCAUACUGUACAUGCACUGUUACCAGAAUGCAGUUUGAUUUUAAGAUAUGUCAGUCUUACCGAUCUUUCUAGACAUUUAGUUUCACUAAUUGGUUCCAUAGCUGAACAAAUUUCUGUAAUAACAUUAAAUGAACCAUGCCGAGUUAAUCAUACUUUAGAAGCAUAUUCAGAAUUUAUUCGAACUACUUUAGAAACAGUUAAACAUACUCUAGUUAUUGUAAUUGAUUCUUUGGAUGAGUUAAUCGGUACUGAAACUAUAAGUUGGCUUCCAACAAAACUUCCAUCAAAUAUAAAAAUUGUGAUAACAACCGCAAUAUCAGCCAAAUCAUCAAAUUGGUUAUUAGAUAAAUUGAAACAAACCGAUAUACCAAAAGAAAAUUAUAUUGAAUUAACAAAAUUCUCUGAUGAACAAUGGCGUGAUGUUUUAAGUUAUGGAGGUGGCGAUUUUUAUGCAUCAAAUGGUACAUUACAAUUACCAGAAAAGUGGCGUACAGCGACAGAUAAAACACCAUUACAAGCAAAAGUAUUAUGGUGGCUUGCGUGGUUAGGUGUAUGUGAUAUUGAAGAUACCACAACCUCAAAAAUUGUUGAAAAAAUUUUCGAUACACUAGAAAUAAAGUUUGGUAAAGAACUGACAGAAUUUUUGAUAGCAAUGAUUGUUGCGGGAAAUGGAAUUUUGGAAACAGAUUUAAUACAACUUUUGGAUGAAUCGAAAAUCGUAAAAGAUUCUGUUGCAUCCAAAGCUUGGUUUAAAUUCUGUUGGCUGAUGGGACCAAUGUUAUUGCACAGUAAUUUAAUUAUAAUGAUGGAUAAAAAAAUUAGAAUGGCUGCAUCCCAACGAUAUAGUAACAAAGUGAAUGAAGCACAUAAAUUACUUUUUGAUUUCUAUACAAAACAAAAUUUAAUAUUUUCUGAUAAAAAAGGAAAAUAUAAAUGCUACAAUGAACAAAAGCUUCUUAAACUGCCUUAUCAUGCAUUUAUGAUUGAAUUAAGUAAUAAUCAACAACAAUCAAUAGCAGCAACAACAAAUUCAUUUACAAAUUCAAUAUACCUAACUGAUUUACAAUGGAUUCAUGAUAAAUUAGUUGCAACUGGAUGUGUUCAAAUACUUAGUGACAUAUUUUUAGCUGAAAGCCAAUUAAAUAAAUCUGGUUUAAAAUUAGAUAGUCAGGCUCAUUUGAUAAUAUUGAAGCAAUUUAUUGAAACACAUGUACCGGAAUUAAAUUAUGAUGGUGACCAAUUUUAUACUCUAUUCAAUAGCUACAUACAAAAUUCAUCAAAAACAAAUCCAAUCAUAUUAAAAUCAAAUAUUAUAAAUAAAUGGAAAGAAUAUUUAAUUGGUAUUAAAUCAACGUAUUUGGAAAGAUUAAAUCAAUUAACACCCAGUAAUGAAGAACAAAAUGGUCCAAAUAUUGAUGAUAAAACAAUAGAUGAUAAUGACAAAAAGACGCGUUUUGAUAAUAUCAUGAAUUUAAAUGGUAAAGGAUAUUUUGUUGCAUCAAUAAGUACAUCACGUGAAGAAAUUUGUGUAUGGGAUGUUUCGAAAUGUAAACGGGUUCGCACAUUAAAAGGCGUUCCACAACCAACUUCUAUGUGCCCAGUUGGUGAUUAUGGAGCAGCUGUAUUAUGUAAACGAGAAAUCAAAGUUAUUGAUUUAGAUCAGGGAAAAUUCAAGGUUACAUUAAAAGGAGUUAUGAAUCAGAAAAUGCCAUAUUUUGGCUUACAUAAUUCAACGCAUUUAGUUUGUUUGUCACGUAAUCGAAUGUAUGUAAACCUUAUGAAUUUAGAAACUGGCGAUUGUGUAACAACAUUUAAAGCAGGUGAAGAUAGAUUCUUAAAUUCAUUAUUAGUCUCAGGAGAUGGAAGAAUUCUUGUGUGUGGUGAUGAAACACAAAAACCUUUUCCAUUAUUGGUUUGGCAUUUAUCACAACGUAAAUUACUUUAUGAUUUACGUAUACCACAUCAUGAUUUUAUAACAUCAUUAUCAGCAAUCACGCAUGAAGGUUCAUAUGUAUGUGUUGUUGCAAAAGAAUUAAAUGAACCGACACCAAAUUUUAUUGUUGUAUAUGAUUUACAAAGUGGAACAUUAUUUAAGAAAUGGAAACCGUCCUGUAAUACUGUAUCAUUAGCCAUAUCACAAACAAAUGCAUGUGUUAUUGCUGGUCUUGAAGAUGCAAGAAUAUUAAUAUGGGAUUUAGUAACUGGUAAUUGUCGUUGUACAUUACAAGGACAUAAUGCACCAGUCACAUUAUUGAAACUAGAUCCAUUAGGUAAAAUAUUAUUGUCAGGUGAUGAAGAAGGCAGAGAUAUGUCAAUAAGAUUAUGGGAAUUGGAUACAGGAAAAUCUUUAGCUGUUUAUACACCACCAGCGAAAAUUUCCACUUGUGAAAUAUUACCAAAUGGAAAAUAUAUCAUAUUAGCAUUACAAAAUCAUAUUAAUUUAAUGACAUUAACAUUACGAAAUUAUUUAGAAAAUGAAGAAAAGGAUAUGGAAAAUGUUAUAUAUGGUAGCGCAGAUAACGAUGGCAAAAUAUUUGAUUUAAAAAAUGAAAACUAAAAGAAUUUUAACUUACAAAAAAAAUUUAGAAAAGACAAAUUAAAAGGAAAAUAGAAAAUUAUAGAAAAUUGAAAAGACGAAAAAGCAAAAAAAAUUAUAAAAAAAAAAAAUCAUAAAUUUGUAAAUAUUUUUUUUGUCUAAAAAUAUUUUUAUUACUACAAUUAAUUAUUUAAAAACAGAAACAAUGUCGCUUUAAAAAAAAACCCUAUCGCCAAAAAAAAAAAGAAAAUAUCAAUGAAAUUUCAUUAAAAUUUGCCAGUUUUUAAAUAUUUAUGCUUUUCUUUUUAAAUAUUUUAUUCAAUAAUCAUUGAUUAUAGUUAAAAAAAAUACAAGUAAAUUUAAUUAUAAGUAUAUGAAAUUAACUUUAAUGUAAUACGAAAAUUAAAAAAAAAACAAUUAAAGAUUACUUAAGUAAUCAUUAAAUUUGAAAUCAAUAUGAAAAAUCCCAAUGUACAAGUAUGAAAUACCCAGAAUUAACAAAAAUUUAUAGUAUACGGUAUAUCCUUAUAUUUAUAAUUGCAUUGUAAUAUAUAUUCCAACAAAAUUCAGCAGAUUAUGACCUGAAUUGUAUACAGCACUAUUUAGAUGUCACACGAACUGCCUUCAUAAUUCGAAUGAUUAAGGCAAGAAUAAAGCAGAGCAAUACAAUACUCAGACUAAAGAAAUCUAAAUUUAUGUAAACUAAAAUUAAAAAAUAUUGUACUGACUGCGCUAAUAGUAUCAAACGAUCAUUAAUGUAUAAAUUACAUAAAUACAAAAGAAAAAAUACUAAUAUUUCAAAUAUUUUCCAAUGAACACAAAUUUUGUAAUUUUUAUCCAAAAUCUAUUAAAAUGUGGUAUUUUCAAUUAAAAAUAUACUUCUUUUUAAAUAAUCUAAAUUUAUAAUUUAUUAUAACAAAUAAAUAUUGUUCGUAUUACAAUUAAAGUUAAAAUAAUUAUUUUUAAAAAUAAUGCUGGCAUUUAUAACAUUUUACAAAACAUUUUAUAUUUAUUAAAAAUAAAAUUAAAAAAAAAGAAAUUUAAUUUUAAAUUGAAAUCAACACAAAAAAAUAAUUAUAGAAAAAAUAAGAAAAAAAAA
Condylostylus longicornis is the source of this 5840-nucleotide messenger RNA. RefSeq lists its product as uncharacterized. Gene Ontology annotation, molecular function: protein binding. The record is from RefSeq and is a predicted model, not a curated record. Lineage: Eukaryota; Metazoa; Arthropoda; Insecta; Diptera; Dolichopodidae. The transcript has 11 exons. The coding region runs from base 650 to 4762 and encodes 1370 amino acids.